Synchiropus splendidus (mandarinfish) is the source of this 1074-nucleotide messenger RNA. RefSeq names its product aquaporin-4. The transcript has 6 exons. NCBI's taxonomy places the organism in Eukaryota, Metazoa, Chordata, Actinopteri, Syngnathiformes, Callionymidae. The record is from RefSeq and is a predicted model, not a curated record. Gene Ontology annotation, biological process: transmembrane transport. Gene Ontology annotation, molecular function: water channel activity. Gene Ontology annotation, cellular component: plasma membrane. The coding region runs from base 42 to 869 and encodes 275 amino acids.
GCGGCCUGACUGGAGCAGCACCGACACAGCCAGGUUCCGACAUGACGUGGCGGGAGCUCCGCACCCGGCAGUUCUGGCGUGCCACGCUGGCUGAGAUGAUCGGGACCCUGGUGCUAGUGAGUGCAGUCCUAGGGGCUUCUGUUCCAGCUCCUGGAGGAGCCCCUGUUGGACCCAUGUAUCCCGCAGUGGCUGUCGGGGCGGCCAUUGUUGCUCUGGGGCAGUGUUUUGGAGAAAUAAGCGGCGCGCAGGUGAAUCCCGCUGUGACGCUGGCUCUGUUGGCCACUCGCAGGCUAGAGGUUCUCCAGGCCCUGGUUUACAUCUCAGCCCAGUGUCUUGGGGCGUCCCUCGGAGCCGGGGCGCUCUACUUGGCUCUGCCUGUUAAAACUAAUGCAGAGCACUUUGUAAACAAGGUUCCUCUGGAGUUGAACGCAGCUCAAGCGCUAGCCGCGGAGAUCCUCUGCACGUUCCAGAUGGUCUUCACAGUCUUCUCCGUUGAGGAACAGAACCGCAGGGAGAACCCAGUGCCGGGGAACCUUGCCAUCGGAUUCGCUCACACUGCUGGAGUUCUUAUCGGAGGAAGGUUCUCCGGGGGCAGCAUGAAUCCAGCACGUUCUCUGGGUCCUGCCAUUAUCGCUGGCUUCUGGGAAAACCAUUGGGUGUACUGGAUCGGACCGGUCGCGGGUGGGAUGCUAGCCGGAGUCUCCCACGAGUUCUUCUUCGCUCGAAGCGCCUCCCGUCAGAAGCUGGUGGCGUGCCUGACCUGUCGGGAUAUUGAGAUCGUGGACACCACCAGCAUGACUGGGUCCUCACUGUCCACGGUCACGCAGAACCCCACGAGAGCCAAGCAGAUCCACAAACAAGACAACUGAGUACUGAAGAAUGUGACUUGGACAAAGCCUUCAGAGAAAAAGAAAUGGGAGUCUAUGUGAUGAACCAAAUGUAGAACUAUAUUUUCCAAAUCUUCUAAUGCUCCAGCUGAAAGUGUUUUUGCCGCAAGUGAAGUGUCUUGUGCCAGAGAUGAUAAAAGAGCUGUGAUGUAUCAGAUGCUGAUGAAGAACGUCUGCAUGUUCCACG